Messenger RNA from Suricata suricatta (meerkat), 1548 nucleotides. RefSeq names its product dentin matrix acidic phosphoprotein 1 (gene DMP1). Gene Ontology annotation, biological process: ossification; extracellular matrix organization. Gene Ontology annotation, molecular function: extracellular matrix binding. The record is from RefSeq and is a predicted model, not a curated record. Bases 1 to 1548 code for a protein of 515 amino acids. The transcript is spliced from 5 exons. NCBI's taxonomy places the organism in Eukaryota, Metazoa, Chordata, Mammalia, Carnivora, Herpestidae. Gene Ontology annotation, cellular component: extracellular matrix.
AUGAAGACCAGCAUCCUGCUUCUGUUCCUUUGGGGUUUGUCCUGUGCUCUCCCAGUAACCAGGUAUCAAAAUACUGAAUCUGAGAGCUCUGAAGAAUGGACGGGUCAUUUGGCUCAGACACCAACACCACCCUUGGAGAGCAGUGAGUCAUCUGAAGAAAGUAAAGUUAGCUCAGAGGAACAGGCAAAUGAAGACCUCAGUGACAGUGCUGAAUCAGAGGAGGGCCCUGAUGAUCAUCAACAUGUAUAUAGACCAGCUGGUGGCCUCUAUAGGAAUGGAGGAAAAGGAGAUGAUAAAGAGGAUGAUGAAGAUGACAGUGGAGAUGACACUUUGGGUGAUGAUGACAAUGGCCUAGGACCUGAAGAGAGACAAGGAGGAAAUUCCAGACUCAAAAGUAAUGAAGACUCAGCUGACAUCACACAAUCCAGGGAAGACAGUACCUUACAAGGGGAAGACAGUGCCCAAGAUACCACCAGUGAGAGCAGAGACCUUGACAAUGAGAAUGAGGUGAACAGCAGGUCUGAGGGAGGUGACUUUGCUCAAGACAGUGAGAGUGAGGAACAUUGGGUGGGCGGUGGCAGUGAAGGGGAUAGUAGCCAUGGGGAUGGCUCUGAGUUUGAUGAUGAAGAAAUGCAGAAUGAUGAUCCAGACACUAUCAGGAGUGAGAGAGGCAACUUGAGAAUGAACAGUGAUAGUGUCAAAUCAAAAGAAUCAAAAGAAAACAGUGAUGAGCAAGCAAGCACUCAGGAUUCAGCUGACAGCCAGUCAAUGGAGUACCCACGGAGGAAAAUUUUUAAAAAGUCCCGCAUUUCUGAGGAGGAUGAGAUGGGUGAACUUGAUGAUAGCAACACAAUGGAAGAUGUCAAGAGUGACUCCACAGAAAACACCAAUUCCAAAGAAGAUGGGCUCAGCCAAUCCAGAGAAAGCAGCAAGAGUGAAUCUCUAGAAGAGAGUGAGGAGACUCAGUCUCAAGAAGACAGUCAAAAUGUACAAGACCCCAGCAGUGAGUCUAGUCAAGAGGUCGAUUUGCCAUCUCAAGAAAACAGUAGUGAAUCUCAGGAAGUAGUGAGUGAGUCCAGGGGUGACAACCCAGAUAAUACCACCAGUCAUUCAGAAGAUCAGGAAGAUAGUGACUCUAGUGAAGAGAACAGCUUGAAUAAGCCCUCUAGUUCAGAAAGUGAAUCCAGAGAGGAGCAAGCUGACAGUGAAUCCAAUGAAAGCCUUAAAUACUCAGAGGAAAGCCCAGAGUCCACUGAGGAGAAUAGUUCCAGCCAGGAGGGUCUCCAGUCUCACAGUGCCUCAGCAGAGAGCCAGAGUGAAGAAAGCCAGUCUGAGCAGGUCAGCCAGUCUGAAGAAGAUGAUGUCAGUGAUUCUCAGGACAGCAGCAAGUCAAAAGAAGAUAGUAAUUCUACUGAGAGCAAAUCGAGCAGUGAGGAAGAUGGCCAGUCAAAAAACACUGAGAUAGAAAGCAGAAAAUUAACAGUUGAUGCUUAUCACAACAAACCCAUUGGGGAUCAAGAUGACAAUGACUGCCAAGAUGGCUAUUAG